CUCCUUGUUUCUUCGCCUUUAAACUGUAGUAAUUGAGCGAGAACAUCCUUCUGCAGCCGCUCCCGAUGUCGAUUUUUUUUCUCUGCUGCUGCCCUGCAUCUUGUGGCGUUGUCCCAUGGAAACAGCAUCCUGCCACUCCCGGUUGUCUCGCGUUCCACGGUCUGCUCUACCGACUUAUUUAUACAAACCGCUAUAUAGCUAACAUGUUCCCCCAUCUUUUCCAUUCUUCUUUCUCUUUCUUCACUGUCCAUCAUUGUUACCAGUCUUUCUUACUAGCGCGCAUUGUGCAUCUCCAAGGCUUGCCUUCCAUCUCUCGUUAGCUCUUCAAUCCUUUACCGUCCCUUUGUCCACAGUCUGCGACUACAAGGCUUCUUGCAACAUACCAUUCUUCCAAGUGCCAGCCACCUGUCAAGGAUAUUCUCUCGCUUCUGCGUACCAUACUUGAUACCACAUCCUAAAUAGAUCGACAUCGUGAUACAUAUCAUCGACCAUGCGCCGCUCUUUCAAAGCGACUCUGAUCGCUGCUCUUGCCAUCACCUGCAACGCGGGCUUCACCUGCAAUGGCCGCUACUUCGCCUUCUACAACCGGGAUGGGAACGCCCUCUCGUACCAGCAAAUCGAUCCUGCCUUGAGUCCCGGCACUAAGUCCAGCCACCUCCACUCCUUUGACGGAGGAAAUGCGCUCGCUGCCUCGAUGGACUACAACGUUACCCAAGAAUCCACCUGCACGACGAACAAGAUCCGUCCCGACUUGUCCAACUACUGGCGCCCGACCCUCUUCUGGAACGGCAACAACACUGGCUUCUAUCGCGUCCCGGAGAUGUUCUCCAAGAUCUACUACAAAUUCGGCGACGACGACCGUAAAUUUGCUGGCGUCUCUGAAUUCCCCGAGGGCUUCAUGAUGAUUGCUGGUAACGCCAUGCUCCGUCGUGAGCCCGGCGUAGCACGUACGAAACCUAAUCCAGCCGUCAAUUGGGCCUGUCUUGGACCUCCUGGUAAGAAACGGAUUGAUCGCCCGGGCUUUCCUACAGGCUUCACCUCCUGCUCGGAAGGCUUCACCGGCGAAAUUCACUUCCCUACCUGCUGGAACGGCAGUCCCCUAGAUCCCAACAACCCGCAUGCCCACAUGUCCUAUGCCAUUGGCUCCGGCACUGGCAUCGAUGUAUGCCCCCCUGGCUUCCAGGUCAAGCGUUUCCCUGAAAUCUUCAUCGAAUUUUGGUACAACAUCUCCUCGUUCGACGGCCACUACUCCGCCACCGACAGCCCCUGGGUCCUGUCCAACGGCGAUCCGACCGGAUACAGCUUCCACGCCGACUUCAUCAACGGCUGGCAGCCAGGCGUGCUCGCCAAGGCCAUGGGCACAGCGAAUGCUAGCAGCAGCUACUGUGACUGCGGCUGCGGCUGCGACGACCAGAAGUUCCAGCGAGACUCGUGCUUCGGCGCAAUGGGCAUCAACACCAACAAAGACGACUACCUCAACUGCGCUCCCAAGGCAAUCGCCGUCCCUGGCGACGACGGCGCGGUACUUGAGAAACUGCCUGGCUGCAAUCCUAUUCAAAGCGGUCCAGCCGAUGCUACCAUGCCUGUCGGCGAAGCCUGCAAUGCAGUCCCUGCUCCUACCGCCUCGGAUCCUCCUCCUCCCCCAUCGGUCGUCGUCAUGUCUCCUGAGCCUACCUCUGUCGUCGAGAGUGGAGCCGUUCCUACAUCUGCUGUUGUCGACAUGCCGUCUCCGCCCGUAGAAACUCCAUCCUCCGUCGUCGACAUGCCGUCUCUGCCCAUUGAAACUCCGUCCUCCGCCGCCAUCGACAUACCCGUCCCGGCACCUCAACCCUCCGCUCUCGACCCCAUCAUCCCCGAUCCCUCCGCUCUCCCCGUCAUUCCCAUCCCCUCCACAAUCAAUCCGGUCCCGGCCCCCGGUCCUGAAGCCAUCCCUCCAGUUCCCGUCCUCCCAUCUCCCAUACCCCCUGUCCAACCUACCGUAAUCAUACCACCCGUCGAAAAGGCCAACCUAGCCCAGUACCAGUACCAGCGCGAAUGCGAUGCCGUCGCUGCUGUCACAAUCACAACCACCGAACUCGUCACCCUAACCGUUAUUCCCGGGCGUCGUACGCCAGUGCCCACCAUUGAGGCGCAGGCAUGUGGUGCGGACGGCACGGUGUGGAGGACGGUGCAGGAGGUUGUUACUGUUACUGUGGCGGCUGGGGAGAGGAAUGUGAGGCGAGGGAGGAGAAGGGGGAUGAGAUAUCGCUCGGAUAGAUCUAAUUUGACUCUCAUUUGUUCCAACUACUGCAUGAUGAAAUUACCUUUACCAUGA
Pseudovirgaria hyperparasitica is the source of this 2314-nucleotide messenger RNA. RefSeq lists its product as uncharacterized. The record is from RefSeq and is a predicted model, not a curated record. The coding region runs from base 491 to 2314 and encodes 607 amino acids. The transcript is spliced from 3 exons. Lineage: Eukaryota; Fungi; Ascomycota; Dothideomycetes; Acrospermales; Acrospermaceae.